AUGUAUAGUCCGUUCUUCACAAACAGCCGGAGAUACCAGCAGCCCUACCCGACUUACCAUCCAUUUCACCCCGUUUACCACGCCGAUCCGAUUACGGAGGAGAUACGGCCGGCGGAGACGGUCGCCGCGCCGAAAGUAGUUCGGAUUCCGGUCCGGUUUGCAGGAUCCGAGCGAUUAGACCGGACGGAGUCAGCCGUGAAGAUUCAGAAGGUUUUCAGGGGGUUUCUAGCGAGGAAGAGCCUGCGGAAGGUGAAGGACAUCAAAAUCGAGGUGGAUAAGAUCGAGGAGAGGCUGAAGCGCCGCGAAACCGUUGAAUUGCUGAAGACGGACGCGAAGGAGCGGCUACGGAUGAGCGAGAGCCUGAUGUCCCUGCUGCUGAAGCUGGAUUCGAUCCGCGGCGUGGAUCUCGGGGUGAGGGCGUGCCGGAAGGCCGUGAUUCGUAAAGCCAUCGGUUUGCAGGAGCGGAUUGACGCGAUCGUCGCCGGCGAAAUUUAG
Messenger RNA from Salvia splendens (bonfire salvia), 495 nucleotides. Its product is annotated as BAG family molecular chaperone regulator 5, mitochondrial. Lineage: Eukaryota; Viridiplantae; Streptophyta; Magnoliopsida; Lamiales; Lamiaceae. The coding region runs from base 1 to 495 and encodes 164 amino acids. The record is from RefSeq and is a predicted model, not a curated record. Gene Ontology annotation, cellular component: plasmodesma. Gene Ontology annotation, molecular function: protein-folding chaperone binding. The transcript has a single exon. Gene Ontology annotation, biological process: protein folding.